UAUUCAUCCCCUCCCAUUCAUGAGAUAGGUGCUGUUCUGUCUUCAUACAACACCACCUUGGAGGCAAACAGUGAUGGCAGGAAUCGCAGCCAAAUUAUCCAGAGAGAGAGCUGCAUUAGAAGGGCUCGGCUCCAAUGAGAAGGCAGUGAAGUAUUUAAAUCAGGAUUAUGAGGUUUUGAGGCAGCAGUGCUUGCAGUCUGGUUCUCUAUUUAAGGAUGAAGAAUUCCCAGCCUCUCCUUCUUCUCUGGGCUAUAAGGACCUGGGGCCACAUUCCCCCAAAACGCAGGGUAUUGUCUGGAAGCGACCCACGGAGUUUUGUGCCAAUCCUCAGUUUAUAGUUGGAGGAGCAACUCGGACUGAUAUUCGCCAAGGGGACCUGGGUGACUGCUGGCUCCUAGCAGCCAUUGCAUCUCUUACCUUAGAUCAGGAAAUCCUACAGCGAAUUGUUCCUGAAGAUCAGAGCUUCCAGAAGAACUAUGCUGGGAUCUUUCAUUUCCAGUUCUGGCAGUUUGGGGAGUGGGUGGAUGUUGUUGUUGACGACAGGCUGCCCACUAAAAACGGGCAGCUGCUCUUUCUACACUCAGAGGAAGGCAAUGAGUUCUGGAGUGCCCUGCUGGAGAAGGCCUAUGCUAAAUUGAAUGGCUCAUAUGAAGCUCUUGCAGGAGGUUCCACUGUAGAAGGCUUUGAAGAUUUCACUGGAGGGAUCGCUGAGUCGUAUGAUCUGAGGAAGGCACCACCCAAUCUAUAUCAGAUCAUUCGGAAGGCCCUGCAAUCUGGGUCAUUGCUUGGCUGCUCCAUUGAUAUCACCAGUGCAGCUGAAACGGAGGCAAUCACAAGUAAGAAAUUGGUAAAGGGACAUGCUUACUCUCUCACUGGAGCAGAAGAGGUAAAUUAUCGCGGGCGCUUAGAGAAGCUAGUCAGGAUUAGAAAUCCUUGGGGUGAAGUGGAAUGGACCGGAGCCUGGAGCGAUAAUGCUCCAGAAUGGAAUUAUGUUGAUCCCAAACAAAAACAGGCUCUGGAUAAGCAAUCGGAUGAUGGAGAAUUUUGGAUGGCAUUCUCAGAUUUUCAAAGACAGUUCACACGGCUUGAGAUCUGCAACUUGACUCCUGACACCCUGACGAGUGACAAAGUCCAUAAAUGGGGUCUGACCUUGUUCAGUGGUCAGUGGAGACGGGGUUCUACUGCUGGGGGCUGCCAGAACUAUCCAGCAACAUACUGGAUCAAUCCCCAGUUUAAAAUCAGGCUGGAUGAGCCAGAUGAUGAUGAGGAAGGAAGUACGAGUAAGCCAUGCUGCACUGUGCUGGUGGGCUUGAUGCAGAAGAACCGCAGGAGAGUGAAGAAGAUGGGGGAAUCUCUACUCACUAUUGGCUAUUCCCUCUAUCAGGUCCCUAAAGAGCUGCAAAAUCACACGGAUGUCCAUCUGAGCCGAGAUUUCCUCACAAGGCACCGACCAGUAGCCCGGUCUGACACAUAUGUUAACCUGCGUGAAGUCUCCGGCCGUAUCAAAUUGCCCCAAGGAGAGUAUCUCGUUGUGCCGUCUACAUUUGAGCCUUUCAAAGAUGGAGAGUUCUGCCUUCGGGUUUUCUCUGAGAAGCAGGCGAAAGCUCAGGAAAUUGGGGAUGUAGUGGCUGCAAAACCAUAUGAGCCUCAAGUUGAUGACAAGAGCAUAGACAACGAGUUCAGGAGCUUGUUUCAGAAGCUCUCUGGAGAGGAUUAUGAAAUGAGUGCAGAUGAACUUCAGACUGUUCUGAACAGGGUGUUAACAAAGAGGGCAGACAUUAAAACUGAUGGAUUCAACAUAAACACCUGCAGAGAGAUGAUCAGUCUCUUAGACACCAACGGGACUGGCACCUUGGGACUUGUAGAAUUCAAGAUACUUUGGCUGAAGAUUCAAAAAUAUUUGGAGAUCUAUAAGAAAGUGGACACCGACUAUUCUGGUACCAUAGAUGCCCAUGAGAUGCGAGAUGCCCUCAGAGAAGCAGGUUUCACUCUCAACAACAAGGUGCAGCACAUCAUUGCCACCCGCUAUGUCAACAGCAAGCUGACCAUUGACUUUGACAGCUUUGUGGCCUGCAUGAUCCGCCUGGAGACCCUCUUCAAAAUGUUCCAGAUUCUAGACAAAGACAAGAAUGGUGUUGUCCAGCUCUCUUUGGCUGAGUGGUUAUGCUGCACGAUGGUUUGAGCUCUUGCAUCAGAAUUGAGCGGAGAACCCCAUAACUCUUGCAAACAUGCUAUGAUUUUCAUACCGUGUAGAAGCUUCUUGAAGAUAUUUACUUUCCAUGUAUCUGAGUAACUCUCAAUCUGCUGCUCUUCUCUUAUGGGGAGAAAAAAUCCUGUUUUGAUCACCAGCAACUUAUCUUAAAACAAAAUGAAAAUAAAAUGAUCCCCUGUCAUUUAGAAAACAAACACUGCAAUGAAAAUUAAUAAACAAACAAAUCUUUUUCUGCCGGGGAUA
Pelodiscus sinensis (Chinese soft-shelled turtle) is the source of this 2455-nucleotide messenger RNA. RefSeq names its product calpain-8. Gene Ontology annotation, biological process: proteolysis. Gene Ontology annotation, cellular component: cytoplasm. The record is from RefSeq and is a predicted model, not a curated record. Gene Ontology annotation, molecular function: calcium-dependent cysteine-type endopeptidase activity; calcium ion binding. Lineage: Eukaryota; Metazoa; Chordata; Testudines; Trionychidae.